CAUUGAGAAAAAAAAAGGGAUUGCCAAAUAUGACUCAAAAUUUAAUUUUUUAAAUAUAAAAUUAUAUCUCAAUUUGAAUCAAUUGCAAAACUAAUUUAAAAGAUUCGUGAAAUUACAGCAACUCUCUUGUGACCAAACAAAAAAACAAGAAUUCAUUUUUACAAAUAUAGUUCCGAAAAAUUUUAUGAGUCUUUUGAGAAACUGUACGUAGAUGUCAUGGAAGUUUUCUAAUAUAGUUGAUCUUGAAAAUAAUUUAUAAAUUUUGUAAAGAAUAUUUUGAUAAGUGAAAAAUUGAAAUCAUGUAAUUAUUCAUAGUUUUAAGUGAUAUAAAUUAAAAUAUAUUAAAAUUGAAUUAUUUUUAACAUAGAUGAGUAAAAGUAGUGAAUCAUGAUAUUUUUUUGUCUAGGGUUUGACAACAUUAUUUGUUGUAUUGUAUGUAUUCUUAGGUUAGAUUUUGAAAAACUUAAAUGUUUUUUUGAAAAAUUAAAAUUUUACCUAUUUGAGUUUAUUUCUGUGUAUAGUAAAUACUUUUUUAAAUUUAAUUGAUUUUAUGAAGUGUUUAGUGAAUCAAUUUAUUUAGGAUUUAUAUUUAGUGUCUAGAGAAACCGUACAUAAUAUUAUUCCCGCCUAAAAUUUUAAGCAAUUUUAUUUUCCCGCUUAAAUAUUAUUUUAUUCAAAAAAUAAAAAAAUUAAAAAUUAAAAAUUUACAUAAUAAUAAUUUUUUACUAAAAUAAAACUGAAAAUCUAAAAAUAAAUCAUGAAUCCUUGUUCUUUAAAAAAAAAAGAAGAAAAAGAAACCCAAGUUCUCUCAAAUUAUCCCCUCUCCGCCGUCACACAAACUCAUCUCAGAUCUUCCACGCCUCUCUCUCUCUCUCUUUAUAUCUCUCUCUCUCGCGCUCUCUCUCUCUCUCUCUCUCUCUCUCUCUCUCUCUCUCUCUCACACCGGAGGUACAAGCCAAACUGUUCGAACGGAAAACUGUACUGAACGAGAGAACGUUCAGUUGUAAAUGUGGGUUUAGCAAAGACGUCUUAUUGAUGGUCGGAAAAGUGUUUCGUCGGUUACAAGGAAAGGGAAUGCAUAAAGGAAAAGCGAUCGGAGAUCGAGGAGCUUUGCCGGAAAGAUACAGUACGGCGAGAUAACGAAGGCAAAAACCCUAAUCUAGCCGCCCAGUAUGUAUGAGUAUUUUCGGAUCCCUUCUACGUUCCAUCCCCUCCUCUCUUUUAUAGUCGACUUGGUGUUUUCCUGUGACCUAGCUUGCAUUGUCUUCAUGGGCUUUUAACUCGCUGGGCCGAAAAGCCCACGUUGCUUCGCGGAGUCAUUUAGUCGAAAUGCAGCCGACCGGAAGUUCCCUCGCGCCGCGCCGAGAGACCGGCACCCUGAGCCGCCGCGUCGAACCGUCGUUACGUCAUGUUCGGGCCGGGCCGUCCGUUCUCCAGGCCUUGAGGGAUGGUCGAAUCCAUCCUCUACAGUAAGUCCCCCCAGUUCAUCGGUGAGUGACAUUCUGUCGAACUCGAUGAAUUUGGAGAGUUAAUGGUUUGGAAGAACAGACGGAUCGUCGCGAAAGCACGUUGCUUGGUCGACACAUCGCGAGACAUCACCAUAUACUUCUCAUUUUAUCAGGCGGUUUAAUCGAAUCUUGGUCGAACUGGUUUUGUUUGGUUAGAUCCGAUUUUCAUUUCGACCGUUGAUUCGAUUUGGGUUUGGGCCGGUUAUCGCGAGAAGUCGAAACGACGCGUCGAUUUCUUCGGGGGCUGGAUACUUUUUCUAGGCCCACGUAGGCCCAUGUAAAUUUAAUGAUGACGCCUCGGGGAGAUGCCCUGCUUCCCCUCUAUAAAUACUUGUCCACUUUUCGUUCUCUCCAUUUUUCUCCGCGUUAUCCAGGUACUUUCUCUCUCUUCCUCUCUGCUUCUCUCUCUAGAUUGUUGUUAUUGUAGCCUAGAUAGCGAUAUGUCGUUUGGUGGGAGGUUAUCUCGUAAACAGAAGGGGAAAGAGGUCGCGACUGCAUCCAGUCCCGCGAGGGACGCGAGCGGGGUUGCGCUCGAAGUAUUCGAACAGGUCCAUCAUGAAGCGAUGAUGGACACUCGGAAUUUAGAUCUGUCUCAAAGGAUUUUGGUCUCCGAGUCAGCGCGCUCAUAUCGACAAGAAGUAGGGGGAAAUCCAGCUGAGCCACAGGCCUGCGAGAGACACGGUUCGGGUGGUACGAGGGACGGUUCCCUCGUUAACUACGUGCCGACGUGCUAUUACCCUGGAGAAAAUUUUGAGGAACUCCCGGCAGUAGCUCCCGAGUUCUUGCUCUCCCCGGACGUGAGUGGCCAAGCCUGGGAGAACGUUAUCGAGACGCAAUCGACCCUUGAUAGCGUGAAGAAGCUUUUGAGGGAACGUCGCGGAUUGGGGGUGACCUUUCUGAUUCCUUCGAGAAGCCAGAGGCCUUGGUCGCCACCGGUUGGGUUCCAGUGCGUUUACGAAUCUUAUUUUCAAGAUGAUAUGAAGCUCUGGUUUCCGAUCCCUCGAUUAGUUACAUCAUACGUGAGGCGUCGAGGUGCAGCGCUAAGCCAGUUUCUAAAUGGCUCAUGGUGUAUCGCGGUUGCCUUGAUGGUUAUGGCUGCAGAGAUCGAUGUCUCUAUGAGUGUUCGCGUCUUCGAGGAGUUGACAUCCAUCAGCUCGUUGGAUGACGGCCUUUUGUCGAUAAAGAUGCGACCAAGCUAUAACGUGAUAGGGGGACAUCCUAAUAAGACGUUCGAUUGGCAGAGAUCCUAUUUCUACGUUAAGUGCGACGACUCUGCCUUCGAGGAUCCUCCGGAUGAAGACUACCGUGUGUUGUGGAACACUCUGCUUGGUAGAAUACCCUCGUUAACUCGCGCCAUUUCUUCAUAUACUAACCGUCUUUUAUUCUCAUUGUCUUUUUUCUUUGCAGCCUAUCACCCGACUUCUCGUGAGUAUCCAGAAGAAUUCCUUUCGAGCGCUCAUGUUGUUGCGAGACUCGGUCAAGAACAUUGGGGGAAUAUUUCUUGGGAGAAGGUUCACCGUUCCAUCGAUCGUAUUUACAGGAGUAAGUCCACUCUUUUCCUUCGUUCUUCUGCGAACCUUUGCUUUUGCUUUUGUAAAGGAGCUCUCUUCUGGUUUUUUUUUUUAUAUGUUGGAAGGGAUGGAGGAAACAAGUGCAGCGAGUUCGCCCUGGAGCUUAACGCUCACAGGCACGACUUACGAAGCAGCCGCCAGAUCGAAGAUUUUAACAUGAGCCUCUGCCUCCGGUGUCCCUCCUCCGCCCCGCUCCACUUCUGACCGCCGCGACUUCACUCUCUCCGGUCUAUCCGUUACUUCACUCCGGCCUUUCCGUCACUUCACUCCGGCGUUCUUCUCUGUUUGGCUCCAUGCUGUCUGAAGGUGUGACUCUGCUCAAGCUACUCCCCUCGAGUCAGGUAGAUUCAGCAGAACAACGGUUCGUUAUAGGUGAGAGGACCUUGUCUGGGAACCUCGUGGCUCCUCCUCCUCGUUCCCCAGAGCCACCAGACCCACCGGUCCCGCCAGAUCUACUCCAUUCACCUCUGAAUCGAACCAGUACGCAUCCCUAUCGUCCCUUCAGAUCCAUGAACACACAGCUUGAUCGUUACGUGCCAAACCUAGCCUUAAGAGUCGGGUCUCCACCUCUGCAAGAUUGGUGUAGUAAUGUGGAGAUUUUGGUUGAAGAAAACGUCUCCAGGCUGGUCUCUCUCCAAUACUCAGCAAAUCAAAGCUUUGAGGACUGGCUUUUGAUUGUUAAAGUAUGGGUGGUGAUUUCCUUCGUGGAUGUUCAGCCCUUCUUCCUCACCUCUGGUGGUCUUUCAACCCGCUUCAUCUACGAGAUCCGACGACAUCAUGGCGUUGAGGCAAAGCUAAACCAGAUCUGCCUUGCCGGUAGAGUCUACUGCUCCACCGUACUUGCUGCUCCCUGCUUCUCCAUCGCCAUUCAUGUUGACCUCCUCCCCACCGGUAAUGAUAAUACCACCACCGCCUCUAUCUCAGUUCGACGAAGUAUACAUGUAUCCAUCUCCAUUAUGUGUGCCCUGCAACGAUUCUCCCUUGUGCUCUGGACUACAACGACGAGUCCCACCGGACGUGGAGAGUUUGAUUUAUCAUUGCUCUCUGGUGAGCAAUCUGAGAACGACUGGCGCGACAUACCUCUCAGCAAAACCCUAUAUUGGAAUUUUAAAUCUAAAUUCAGGCAUUUCAGGCCUUCUGGUCACUGUUACGGAGUUUCUCAACUCUUAACGGCCAUGCUUUCCGACUUAUUUGAGAUUCACAUAGUCUCGUCGGAAAGUUCAGUCGGUGUUAGUACCGAUUUCGCUGGUCUAAUGGGCUGCUCAGCCACAUCCAGCUCCUCAACAGGUCUUUUUGCCGUCCAAACCUAUCUGUUAGGUCUCUUCAACGUCGAUUCUGACUAUUUCUUGCUCGCUGCUGUGAGCAUUGUUUCAAGGGUACAAGUGAAGUCUUUUCAGAUGUUUCUUUACUUUGAGCAAGUCUCCCUUUGUAACAUAUCUAUCCUUUGUGUUAUUGUUCUACAUUUGUUGUUAGUCACACUGUCGAGUAUAUCUCCAGUUGUUAUCUUCUUGUCGUUGAACAUUGUUCCGGUUGUAGUUCGUCUAAGCCGUAGGACUUUUUAAUUUUAAUAUAAUCAGUUUGUGACAAAAAAAAAAAAAAAGAAGGGAUGGAGGAAAAUGAGAUGAUAGUGAAAAAAUGGAUGGGGUAGUUAAAAUAUUUUUUUUGUACGUAGGGCAUAUUAGAUUACUUUCCUGAGAAAUAGCAUUGGGACUCUUUUAGAAGAAAAGUAAAUAGCGUUGGGACCACUAAAGCUGAUUGUGUUAUGCGACCGGUGAAGAUGUGCGUGCCAUCGUAGAAGAAAUAGGAAAUUAAAUGGUGAGGAUCCACAAUCUAUUUUUUCACGAAAAACAUCUUACAACACUGAAUGUCUUCCAAACUAUAGUCUUGUACUAUGUUUCUUUAAAAAAUAGUUUAAAAUCUAUAUUUUUCCGAAUUAAAAAAGUUGAAAACGUAAAAAAACAAAAAUUCAAAGUUUUAGAUUUUAGACUACACAAACCCGAUUGAAUUGAUUUAAAGUUUACCAAUUAACUAUUAACCAUUUUAAAAUUGAUACUAAACCAAAAUUAAACCGUAUUACAACAAAACUCAACUCCUCUAAACCAAUUUUAUACCAAAAAACAGGAAAAACCUUUUGGAUGAGGUCUCGACGGUUUGUGACUCGGUGAUUGCCUAUAUGAUUGUUAGAUUGAACAGCGAAUCGGGAGGUGUAUGUGCCAAUUCGACGGCAAAGAGCACGGGUAAAAUGAUGAUAGAAUCUAUGAAGCACGGGGACGUCUGUUUAGGUGCCGUACCGGUACCGGAAACGUUUCGGGGACAGAUACUUCACGGGGACAUCACUGGUACGGCUUGGGGACGGUUAGAGAACUUAGUUGUCUAAUAGGACUAGUUUUCACAGGACUGUUAUGCUGCUUGAUUGAAGUAAGAUAAACUUGAGCCAAAGCACUUAUAGCAGGAGCCGAAGGUACAAGCUUUGGCUAGGAAGCCUCGUGCCCAUCAACGCCUUGCCCUCUCUCUCCUUAGAAAUAGACUAAAACUUCUUUUUAUAGUUUGUUUUUUAUUUUUAGUUAACAAAAUAGACAUAUUAUAGUAAAUUUAUAUUUAAUUAUGUUAGAUUAACUAUAUACUUUUGUUAUUCUAUAAAUAUUCUAUAUUUUUUAAUAGUAUAUAUAUGCCGUCCCCGUAUCCAUAAUUUUUAAAUUUUUCCGUUUCCCGUCCCCGUAUCCGUCCAGGUGCAACAUAGGAUAGAAUCAUUUUCAUCAACUAUUCCAAAAGGGGACUCAAUUUAUCUCCCUAGCUCAAGAAAAGUUCUCAAAAGCAGUAAUCAUUCUAGUUGUAUUAUCCGAAAAGGUUAGGAUUAAAGGAGAUGGGUUUUGAAAAGAUGACGCCUAUUAUGGUUGUUGUUUUUCUUUUGUUUAACAAAGACAAUGUUGAUUACAUAACAUACUAGUCUUGUUGAUGUGAACCGCUCUUGUGGCUUUGAAGCUACCACAAUGCUCCGUUGUGCAGUUUUUGGCAUAUCUAUAAAUAGCUUUGAGGUCGUUACUUCAACUGAAUAGGUCAACGGAUUUCUCGUGAUGAGAUAAAAAAUAUGUAUAUGGGUCUUUCAUUUUUGAGUCUGCUUUUAGCGUGAAGAAGAGGGUUUUGGAGCGUUUGUGAAAAGCAGCAGUAAUUUUAAUUAAUGAAGUAGAAGAGCAAAAAGAAGAAAAGAUGUUGAGAAUUUUUUUGCCUUCUCAUGGUUUGUUUUAGUUUGUUUAGAUUUAGUCAGAUUAUUUUGGUUUAUAAAUAGGAGAAUUGCCAAAAAUAUCAUUUUCCUUAUACCACUUUUAAAUUAUACCUUAACCAAGUUUAGAGCUAAAUUUUUAAUAGGCAAAAUAGCAUUGUACCCCUCAUUUCAUUAAUUUAAACUGGAUUAAUUCCUUCUCCAAAUGUCUGUCACGAGAUGAAAUUGAGACGAGCUCCAACGAGAUCUCCGGCGAACUCGGCGAUCUCCGGCGAACUCGGCGAUCUCCGACGAACUCGACCGACGAUCUCCGGCGAAUUCGGCUAUCUUCAAGUUUGUUUGUUUGUUGUUAAUUUGUCAAUAGAGAGAGUGUUGGCGUGAGGAUGAGCUGUUAUCGAGGUAUACCGAUUACUUUGCAAAGGCACUCUCCGGAGUAGCGUUCCCAUGGGUGAAGAUGUUCAACGAGUCUCCUAAUUUGUCCACUCUCAUCGAUGUUUCCUUGUCUCAUAUUCCUCAAUCUAUCUACGGAACAACACGCAAUUGGAUGAACAUGCCUCCAGUUGAAGUUAAGUAUUUCUCUGCGUUUAUAUUGUGUGCCUUUGAUCAGAUCCUCAUUGAUUUGGAAGCACAAUAAGGGGGUGGUGACGACUCCAAAUCUCAGGUGGGAAUGUUUGUUGCAUUAGCCAUCGUUUUGCAUUGUAAACCUGAGGCGUUGACUAGUGUAUUACCGACUCUGAGAGAGGAUCCUAAGUAUCAAGGUCACGACAAGCUUCCCCUUACUGUUUGGAUGAUUGCUCAGGGAUUUGAAGCCUGAGAACUUUCUGUUGCUGAACGAAGAUGAGAACUCUCCUCUCAAAACCAUUGACUUUGGUCUCUCCGAUUUCUACAAGCCAGGAGAUGGGUUCAAGGAUAUAGUGAGUGAUGCUUAUUACAUGGCACUAGAGGCUUUGAAAAGGAAGUAUGAAUCAGAAGCUGUUAUCUGAAGUAUUGGUGUCAUGAUAUUGUAUAUCAUCUUAUGUGGUGUCUCACCCUUCUAGACUGGUAAAAAUAUUCAUUUCAUUAUAUCUAGAGAUUAUUUUUAAUAUAAAAAUGUAUUCAUGUGUUGAUUACCUGAUAAUCAUAGAAUCGGAGAAUGGAAUAUUCAACCCCACAUUAAAGGACUUGUUAGAUUUUUUAAGUGAUCAUGUUGUAAUCAAUCCUUCAUGGUGCAAUAAUUGGUUACAUCAUAUGUCAUGUAUUUAUAUUUAAGCUUUUAUAAAUAUUUAUAACUGAUUUACAUACUCUUAAAUUGAUCUAUGAAACUUUAUAAAAUGAUUUUUAACUCUCUAUGAUUUAUAAAAUCUUAUAAAUUUGUUGUAAAAAAUGUUAUAAACUCUUACUAUUACACAUAUAAAUAAAAGUAUUAAUUAUUUUUAACCAAUUUAUAAAGACUUAAAAAUAAUUAUAAACUCUUAUUG
This is a messenger RNA of Brassica napus (rape), 7756 nucleotides long. RefSeq lists its product as uncharacterized. The record is from RefSeq and is a predicted model, not a curated record. The coding region runs from base 3373 to 4641 and encodes 422 amino acids. The transcript has 4 exons. NCBI's taxonomy places the organism in Eukaryota, Viridiplantae, Streptophyta, Magnoliopsida, Brassicales, Brassicaceae.